Ipomoea triloba (trilobed morning glory) is the source of this 1167-nucleotide messenger RNA. RefSeq lists its product as uncharacterized. The coding region runs from base 1 to 1167 and encodes 388 amino acids. The record is from RefSeq and is a predicted model, not a curated record. The transcript is spliced from 3 exons. Gene Ontology annotation, molecular function: RNA-DNA hybrid ribonuclease activity; nucleic acid binding. Lineage: Eukaryota; Viridiplantae; Streptophyta; Magnoliopsida; Solanales; Convolvulaceae.
AUGUAUGGCGUUCGAUCCUUGCUGCGCAGAAUCUCUUAUAGAAGGGUUGUAAUCGUAGAAUUGGUGAUGGGAGUACAGCUCGUAUAUGGGAUGAUCCUUGGUUGCCUGAUCAGGAUUCCCCGUUUCCUGUCACGCCACGUUCAGUCCAUCAUGGCCACUGUUUCUGCGUUAGUUGACCCUAUGACUUCAGAUUGGGAUGUGCCACUGCUUAAGGAGUUGUUCUGUGACAGGGAUGUUGCUUUAAUCAUGAAAAUUCCUAUAUCCCCGUCUUAUAACGAUCAGUGGUGUUGGAGAGGUGAUGUUCGGGGAAUGUACACAGUAAAGCAGGGUUAUAGAUUGUUGGUAGAGGAUGCAGUUAAUGCCCCUUCCCAGUUCACUGCAUGGAGAUUAUUAUGGAAGCUUAGACUUCCGCCAACAGUUCUCAAUUUUAUUUGGCGAUGUGCCCGCGACAUUCUCCCCACGAACCUGAACUUAGUUGGACGUGGUUAUGGGACAGUUUUUGUGAUCUUCCUUCAAUACAGUCAAAUGAUGAAUUCGCUGCUUGGUUGUCGAAAGUCAUUGAAGGGAGAAACGAUGAAGCGAUUCGUGCAUGCAUGGCACUGUCCUUGGACACCCAGUGAGGUGGUGCGACGGGCGGUUCUUUUGGCGGAAGAGUGGAAUACCCUAUUUGCAGCUCCAGGUAAUUUGCUUAUCAAUGGUUCAGAACAUGCAAUCGAUCCUGGUAUUAAUGAUGGAGUAAUUAUUCAUGUUGAUGCUGCUGUUUUUUCUGAUAGAGAGGAGGGGUAUGUGUCUGCUGUGGUGCAUGGGAGUGAUGGAGGGUAUUUGGCGGCUCGCAAUUGUUCAGUGAGGAGUAUUCGGAAUCCUAUUCUUGCGGAGGCGAUGGCUGUUAAAGAGGCACUCUCUUGGGCGAAGGAUCGUGGUUGGCAUAAAGUUGUGUUGUAUUCCGAUUGCCAGCUGGUUUGCAACCUUUUGAAGAGUUCCUUGCCGAAUAAUUCUUAUGUUGGUUGCAUUGUUCGUGAUUGUGUUUCUUUGAAACGCUACUUUGUUGAUGUAUCGUUUCAUUAUAUUGCUAGAUCAGUGAAUACGCUAGCUCAUGUGUUAGCAAGAGCUACGGCUUCUCAGUCUGGUCCUGGUGUUUGGUUUUCUUCUUUCCCUGACUGUAUUUAG